UCGCUUGAUUUCACCGAUAGCAGUCAGCAGCAGCCAAUAACGGGUUGCCACGCCGUAGGUCCCUGUGCCUUGAUUGGCGAGCCACACGCCAGCAAUCUAAGAAAGAGGGCCAUAAACCGAGCCGCGGCGGUUUCUAUGUACGUCCGUCUAAUGGAGCCGCGAAAUUUCUCACUUGCGCACACGAGGAAAUUGCGGCGCGAUACGAGCCAAGCAGCGGAUGUUCGUUGGCGGACAGGCGGACAUCCGUGCGGGGAGGGGGGGGAUUUGGGGGAGGGCGGGGAGUGAGUCUCUCACUCGUCAGAGGGAUGCUGGUGUUUGGGGAAGGGGCGGAGGGAGAACAAACGGCGGGCGCCGAUCGGCGGAACAUUCAUCAUCGCCGCAAAGCCACCCGCUCCUUGCGGAAGCGCCCAGCCCGUUUCCUCCCUCAAUCCACCAGUGGUACUGUAUGCGCGUACAGUGUACCGCGCUGUUGUGCCCAGCCUUCCCGGUCCGCACCCCCACCCUCCCUCCCUCCCUCCCUCCCUCCUCCCAACUCCCCCAUUUUCCCCUCCUUUCGAUCCGCGCGAUGUUCGAAGGGCUGCUGCGGUGACCGCGACACCAUGCGGAUCGACUGUGGCGUGGCACGAGGGGCAUCGGCGUGGCAUGAGGGGGGGAUCGUGGCAUGCCCGUGGCACGAGUCGACGAGUGUGGCCGUGGUGGUGGCAGGGAGAGGAGAGGAGAGAGGAGAGGAGGGAGGAGAGAGAGGAGAGGACCAUCUGGUGACUGAUGGUGGCGGUGGGGUGGCUGGAAGUAGGCAUCCGCCCCCCUUCCUGCCGCCAAUCUCGAGAGAAGGGAGUGAGACGAUAAGCUCUCAGCGAGACGUGAGAGACUGUCACUCUCUCGUCGUCGCUUCGGGUCAGGGGCCAACCGUCAUUUUCGUCGGCCGCCUACGACGAGCACCGUCUCAUCCUCGCCGUGCCUCACCUUCUCGCUGAAGCUGACGGCCCUUAUCGUCACGAGAACCGUCUCAUCCCCGCUUUCCCCCGCUUUCCGCGCCAACCCCGCCUUCGCCGCCUUCUCCGCCUUCCCCGCAAGCCGCAAGCCGCAAUCCGCAUCCCCGCGUCAUCCCCACGAUGGGUUCGCACACGCUCAACGUCCCCGUGCGCGUCUUCUCGUGGUCCGCGCGCGUCUUCUGGCUCGUUGCGCUGGCGCUGCUGAUCACCUUCGUGACCUACCUCUCCAAGGACAAGACGGCGCCCGACCUCGCCGCCAGUGGCGGGCUCUCCUCGUGCUUCAACUGCGACAACGGGUGGAACUGGCACGUGCUGCUCAUGGGGAUCGCGUUCGGCGUGGCGAUGACUGAAUCCAUCCUCGCCUUCUGCUCCAGCUCGCUCAGGGGGAACGGGUACGCCAAGUGGGUGCACCUGAUCUGGCAGGUGAUCGCCCUCAUUCUCGCGGCAGUGGCCAUGGCGUCCAUCAUCGUGAACAAGGGCUCCAACUACGAGCACUUCUACUCCGUGCACGCCUACUGCGGCGUGCUCACGCUCGUGCUCUUCGCCAUCCAGUUCGGGUGGGGCCUGUGCGCGUUUGUGCUGUUCAAGAGCAAGCUGUCUGACGCCACGCGGUACCAAAUGGGCACCUACCACAUCCUGCUGGGCAAGUUCACCUACUUCGCUGGCAUCGGCACCUGCGUCAACGGGUUUGCAGACAUGCAGAUGAUGAUGGUGCAUGCAGGGCAGCCGUACUACGGCAGUGCGACCAUGGCUCAGAGCUGGGCCUCAAUCUUCCUCUGGCUCACCUCGGCUGCGGUCUUUGGCGCCAUGACUACCUCCAGGACCGCUGAGCUCGUCACUGAUUCCGAUGAGAAAGACAAUGAGAAAGUCGCGGUGUAGAUUGGGUGGUAUGCUAUGGUGCUGUUUGGCUGCCAUCUGAUGGUAGUUUAAAUAAUAAAUUUACAUCUCCUGGCUGUAGGACCUCAUGGUAAAGCCUGUCUAAUAUAGCAUAGGGGGAGUUCAAGAUGUUGGAUGGAAUUAUGGGAGCAGCACCCUAGAUGUCAGACUUCUAAUGCUGAAUCAGCCUUUUUUCAG
Messenger RNA from Closterium sp. NIES-67, 2066 nucleotides. Lineage: Eukaryota; Viridiplantae; Streptophyta; Zygnematophyceae; Desmidiales; Closteriaceae. The record is from the annotation of a GenBank genome assembly.